ACAAGAACGAGUGUUUCGAGAGUAAAGGCGGCUGUUCCCACCAGUGCGUGAACACCCUCGGCAGCUUUGAGUGUCGUUGUAACCAUGGUUACUCUCUCGACACUUCCGGAAAACGAUGUGUCUAUGGUCAGUACUGCAAGACCAGGCACCAAUGUGACCACGGCUGUAAGACGGUGGGGAACAAAGUGGAGUGUUACUGCAGGGAUGGCUACUUCCUUCACGGGGACGGGAAACGCUGCUUACGGAGCUGUCUCCAUGGUAACGGCGGAUGUCAACACGUGUGCAACCAGACAGUGAACGGGCCUGUGUGCUCCUGUGCCCCGCGAUACAUACUCAACGCUGACAAGCAGACGUGUACAGUGUGCCCACAAGCUAGACGGCUGCUCCCACCGCUGCGAGAACGUAAGGGGAGGCUACGAGUGUGUCUGUCCCUCUGGAUACAAGGUCGGCAUGGACGACAAGACAUGCAUCGACAUCGACGAGUGCCGACUGAACACCACCUGUGACCACACCUGUGAGAACUCACCUGGCUCCUACCUGUGCCACUGUCGGCAAGGCUUUCAGAAGUACGGGCUCACGCAUUGUGGAG
Aplysia californica (California sea hare) is the source of this 589-nucleotide messenger RNA. Its product is annotated as signal peptide, CUB and EGF-like domain-containing protein 1. The record is from RefSeq and is a predicted model, not a curated record. NCBI's taxonomy places the organism in Eukaryota, Metazoa, Mollusca, Gastropoda, Aplysiida, Aplysiidae. Gene Ontology annotation, biological process: signal transduction. Gene Ontology annotation, molecular function: calcium ion binding. Gene Ontology annotation, cellular component: cell surface.